CGUCGGGCGGGCGUUCCUCGGGCGGCGCGCGCGGCCGGUGCGCCCCGGCGAUGCAGGGUCCCGGGAGACGGCGGGCAUGACGGCGGCAGGAUGGGCGCGAACAAUGGCAAGCAGUACGGCAGCGAGGGCAAAGGCAGCUCAAGCAUCUCAUCCGACGUGAGUUCAAGUACAGAUCACACACCGACUCAAGCCCAGAAGAAUGUGGCGACCAGUGAAGAUUCCGACCUGAGCAUGCGCACCCUGAGCACGCCCAGCCCGGCGCUCAUCUGUCCGCCCAGCCUGCCCGGCCUUCAGAACGGAAGGGGCUCGUCCACGUCCUCGUCGUCCGUCACGGGCGAGACGGUGGCCCUGGUCCACGCGCCGCCGCCCGCGCGCCUGGCGCACCCGCUCGUCCGCCUGGCAGCGCGGCCGCCGAAGGGGCAGGCGAGCGUCGAGCGGCUGCCGGACGCGGCCCUGGUCCACGUCCUCUCCUUCCUGCCCACCAACCAGCUGUGCCGCUGCGCGCGCGUGUGCCGCCGCUGGUACAACCUGGCCUGGGACCCGCGCCUCUGGAGGACGAUCCGCCUGACGGGCGAGACCAUCAACGUGGACCGCGCGCUCAGGGUGCUCACCCGCAGGCUCUGCCAGGACACCCCCAACGUCUGCCUCAUGCUGGAGACGGUCAUCGUCAGCGGCUGCCGGCGGCUCACGGACCGCGGGCUCUACACCAUUGCCCAGUGCUGCCCCGAGCUCCGGCGCCUGGAGGUGUCCGGCUGCUACAACAUCUCCAACGAGGCCGUCUUCGACGUGGUAUCCCUCUGCCCCAACCUGGAGCACCUGGACGUCUCAGGCUGCUCCAAAGUGACCUGCAUCAGCUUGACCCGGGAGGCGUCCAUCAAGCUGUCCCCCUUGCACGGUAAACAGAUCUCCAUCCGCUACCUGGACAUGACGGACUGCUUCGUGCUGGAGGACGAGGGGCUGCACACCAUCGCGGCGCACUGCACGCAGCUCACGCACCUGUACCUGCGGCGCUGCGUGCGGCUCACGGACGAGGGCCUGCGCUACCUGAUGAUCUACUGCCCGUCCAUCAAGGAGCUGAGCGUCAGCGACUGCCGCUUCGUCAGCGACUUCGGCCUGCGCGAGGUCGCCAAGCUGGAGUCCCGCCUGCGCUAUCUCAGCAUCGCGCACUGCGGCCGGGUCACCGACGUGGGCAUCCGCUACGUGGCCAAGUACUGCAGCAAGCUGCGCUACCUCAACGCCAGGGGCUGCGAGGGCCUCACGGACCACGGCGUGGAGUACCUGGCCAAGAACUGCCCGAAGCUCAAGUCGCUGGACAUCGGCAAGUGCCCCCUGGUCUCCGACACCGGCCUGGAGUGCCUGGCCCUGAACUGCUUCAACCUCAAGCGGCUCAGCCUCAAGGCCUGCGAGAGCAUCACCGGCCAGGGCCUGCAGAUCGUGGCCGCCAACUGCUUCGACCUGCAGAUGCUCAACGUGCAGGACUGCGAGGUGUCGGUGGACGCGCUGCGCUUCGUGAAACGCCACUGCAAACGCUGCGUCAUCGAGCACUCCAACCCGGCCUUCUUCUGAAGG
Messenger RNA from Sorex fumeus (smoky shrew), 1569 nucleotides. RefSeq names its product F-box and leucine rich repeat protein 7 (gene FBXL7). Bases 91 to 1566 code for a protein of 491 amino acids. Lineage: Eukaryota; Metazoa; Chordata; Mammalia; Eulipotyphla; Soricidae. The transcript is spliced from 4 exons. Gene Ontology annotation, molecular function: protein binding. Gene Ontology annotation, cellular component: SCF ubiquitin ligase complex. The record is from RefSeq and is a predicted model, not a curated record. Gene Ontology annotation, biological process: SCF-dependent proteasomal ubiquitin-dependent protein catabolic process.